AUGCUUGAUAUCCUAUUCAUUCUUCUAAUGUCAAAUGCGAUUGGGCAUACUUGUGCUCGAUUCAAUAUGAAGGCCAAUGUGCACCAUAUAGGCGAAACCCACUGGCAACUGUUCAACGAGUGUAGUAAAGGAAUGCUCCAAUCGUUUUUGGGAUCAUUGAACACUCGAGGAUAUCCUGAUAGACAUUGUCUUACUGAUUGGAACGUUCUUGGGGAAUGGGACGGAAAGUUUCGAAUACAGCAUGCUCAAUCGAAAAAAUUCUUAUGCUUCAAUAAGCGAGCACGAGUCACAUUGAGGUUCAACGGUACAGAUGUCAAGUGUACGUUCAUUGAAGAGAUACAUGAAAAUGGUUACUCCAGGUUACGGUCGUCCUGGAAGCCAGAGUUAUACCUGGGUUUUAACAGUCGUGGAAGGUUUCAAAAUCCAUUGUCUUUUCACCUUAAACCUCGAUGUUUUGAUUGGAUCAAACUGGUACGGUAUGUACCUGAAUCUGAGAAAAAUGUGUGUUCUGCUCCGCCAAAACCAAAGCCAUCCACGCCAAUUGAGCAUUCCCCAUUUGCCUAUAAAGUUGCUCGUUCUCACUUUUUGAAAAAAGUUUCAGCCACACAUGAAAGUUUAUAUCGUUUUACUUCUUUGAAAAUAUGA
Messenger RNA from Caenorhabditis briggsae, 645 nucleotides. It is a transcript of the gene Cbr-egl-17, whose product is annotated as Protein CBR-EGL-17. Lineage: Eukaryota; Metazoa; Nematoda; Chromadorea; Rhabditida; Rhabditidae. The transcript is spliced from 5 exons. Gene Ontology annotation, molecular function: growth factor activity. The record is from RefSeq and is a predicted model, not a curated record. Bases 1 to 645 code for a protein of 214 amino acids.